UAAACAUUCCUCUAAAAUUUUCUUUUGUUUUUUUAAUUUCUUUUUUUAGUUCUUCCUUCUUGACGAUUCACACCGUCUAUUCACACUACCCGUCAUAUACAACUCUUUAUCAUCUUUCUCUUUCUUAUCUUUUCUCUUUUUCAGUUCUUCUUGAUCUUUUUUUUUUUAUCCUGCAAAGUUUAAUUUGCCUGUGUGCGUGUGUUUGGUUGUUAUGGAAGGACACCACCAUCAUCACCCCCAUCAUCAUCAUCAACAUCAACAUCUUCAUCAGCCGCAACAUCAUCUCCAGCCGCAGCACCAUAUCCCGGUUAACGUUGAACCGGCCGAUAGGUUUCCUCAAUGGAGUACUCAAGAAACUAAGGAAUUCUUGAUGAUCAGAGCAGAGCUUGACCAGACUUUCAUGGAAACAAAAAGGAAUAAAAUUCUCUGGGAAGUUAUCUCUUCCAAGAUGAAGGAAAAGGGUUACAAUCGCAGCGCAGAACAGUGCAAGUGCAAGUGGAAGAACCUAGUAACUCGAUACAAGGGAUGUGAAACGAUGGAGGCUGAAGCCGUGAGGCAACAAUUCCCUUUCUACAACGAGUUGCAGGCAAUAUUUGCAGGGAGGAUGCACAGAAUGUUAUGGGCAGAAGCAGAAGGAGGAGGGGCGAGCGGGUCAAAGAAGAAGGCGGUGCAGUUAUCUUCAGACGAAGAAGAUCAGGAGGAGAGCGAAGGAGAUCAGAACACGAGGAAGAAGAAGAAGAAAGGGAGGGGGAGUAGUAGUAGCGUUGGAAUUAGCAGUAACAGAAGUAGUGGGAACAUGAGAGAGAUACUGGAGGAGUUUAUGAAACAACAGAUGCAAAUAGAAAUGGAAUGGAGAGAAGCAUUCGAGGCGAGAGAAAAGGAGAGGAAGAUGAAAGAGAUGGAAUGGAGACAGAUGAUGGAGGCAUUAGAGAAGGAGAGGGUAGUGAUGGAUAGAAGGUGGAGAGAGAGAGAAGAACAAAGGAGGAUUAGAGAAGAAGCUAGGGCCGAAAAGAGGGACGCUCUUAUCACUGCUCUCCUUCAUAAGCUCACAAGACAAGGCUCCAUCUAGCUUACCUUUACUACUACUUGCAUGUUUUGGAGGAGAGAAUAUAUAUAUUCAUAUAUAUAUAUAUAUAUGGGGAACUUUUCCAGAGGUUUGUCCUCCAACUUUCAUCUUCACAAGAUGUUUUCUUUUCUUUAAUUUUUUUUCCUUUUAAUUAGUUCUGUUGAUUCUGCUAGUGAUGAAAUUAAGAGGUUGAAUUUUCUUUUUAA
Messenger RNA from Carica papaya (papaya), 1272 nucleotides. RefSeq names its product trihelix transcription factor GT-3b. The record is from RefSeq and is a predicted model, not a curated record. Lineage: Eukaryota; Viridiplantae; Streptophyta; Magnoliopsida; Brassicales; Caricaceae.